AUGCAGAGAAAGAACUUCACAGAAGUGACAGAUCUCAUCUUCCUGGGAUUUUCUAUCUUUGGAAAGCACCAGCUAAUGCUCUUUGUGGUUUUCCUGACUGUCUACAUUUUAACUCUAACUAGUAAUGUCAUCAUUGUGACCAUCAUCCGUGUUGACCGCCACCUGCACACGCCCAUGUACUUCCUCCUGAGCAUGCUGGCCAGUUCUGAGACUGUGUACACACUGGUCAUUGUCCCACGAAUGCUUUCCAGUCUCCUUUUUCAUAACCAGCCCAUCUCCUUGGCAGGCUGUGCAACUCAGAUGUUCUUCUUUGUCACCUUGGCCACCAGUAACUGCUUCUUGCUUACAGCAAUGGGCUAUGACCGCUACCUGGCGAUCUGCAGCCCCCUGCGGUACACGGUCCUCAUGAGCAAAGGAGUGUGUGCCACCUUGGUAUGCGGGUCCUUCGGUACCGGCCUGGCUAUGGCAGUUCUCCAUGUGGCAGCAAUGUUCAACUUGCCCUUCUUGCCAAUGCCAAACUCCACUGCUGUGACUGAGUUCCUCCUGGAAGGGUUCUCCAGCUUUGGGUGGCAGCACCGGCUUGUCUUCUUUGCUGUCUUUCUAACUCUGUACCUACUGACUCUCUGCGGCAAUGUCAUCAUCGUGACUAUUAUUCAUCUGGACCGUCACCUCCACACCCCCAUGUACUUCUUCCUGAGCAUGCUGUCCCUCUCUGAGACCUGCUACACCGUGGCCAUCAUUCCCCGUAUGCUUUCUGGCCUCCUGAAUCCCCACCAGCCCAUUGCUGUCCAAGGCUGUGCCACUCAGCUCUUCUUCUAUCUCACCUUUGGCAUCAACAACUGCUUCCUGCUCACAGCCAUGGGCUAUGACCGCUACGUGGCCAUCUGCAACCCCCUGCGGUACUCAGUCAUCAUGAGUAAAGAGACCUGUGUCCAGUUGGCAUAUGGAUCACUGGGAAUUGGCUUGAGCAUGGCCAUCAUCCAGGUAACAUCUGUGUUUGGCCUGCCCUUCUGUGAUGCAUUUGUCAUCUCUCACUUCUUCUGUGACGUGAGACCCCUGCUGAAGCUGGCCUGCAUGGACACCACUGUCAACGAGAUCAUCAACUUUGUUGUCAGUGUCUGUGUCCUGGUUCUACCCAUGGGCCUGGUCUUCAUCUCCUAUGUUCUCAUCAUCUCCACCAUCCUUAAGAUCACUUCAGCUGAGGGCCGGAAGAAGGCUUUUGCCACCUGCGCCUCCCACCUCACCGUGGUCAUCAUCCACUAUGGCUGCGCUUCCAUCAUCUACCUCAAGCCCAAGUCCCAGAGUUCUCUGGAGCAGGACAGACUCCUCUCUGUGACCUACACAGUCAUCACCCCCUUGCUGAACCCCGUUGUGUACAGCCUGCGGAACAAAGAGGUCAAGGAUGCUCUGCACAGAGCUGUGGGGCGGAAUCUUUCCUCUUAACAAGGAGAGAUUGUUGAAAGCCUUUUAUUUGAUUUUGUGAAUGUAUAUUAAUUUUAAUGCUGUGUCAGUAAGGCUUUUAAGUAUGAGAUCAAGAAGAAUAGACUUUAGUAAAGGAAUUAAAACUGGGGACUUCCAUUUGAGCUUGUCAUGGUUUCCCAUGCUUCCUUCAGAGAUGCUCAGCAAAUGCCCAAGACCAGAGGGGAAAGAUUUACCUGCCUGGGUCACUCCCACCCACAUCCUGUCACACACGUGUACACCCAGCCACACAACUCCAUUGAGACACAGAACCGGCAGCGUUCUACAAAGCCCAUGAACAAAGGGUUUGGAAGCCACCUCGGAAAGACUUUCACUGCUGUUGGAAGGAAUGUAGGAGUAGUUUGUGCAACUUUUUAACAAGUGAGGAGACACAUGCAUAUUCUCUUCUGUGGACAUGGAGGACCAUCUCGUAAUCUGCUUUUGCUAAUUGCUAACAUUCCCCAGAUUCCUGAGGAAUCUUCAGGAGGCUUGGGUACACACUUGCCAGGGUAGAACUGCCUUACCCAGCCAUUCCCGGAAAGGAGGGGUACAAAUAGGAAGUCAAAAAGGUCAUCAGCUCUCAAGCACGUAGAGGUGUGUUGUCCACAGCCUGGAGGUGGUGAGGUGAGGAAACACCAGUAAAGGGGAACGUGUUGAAAAGUUCAACACCUUCCGCAUUUCCAGCCCAGGAGUGAAAAGCACAGAGGUUGGAAGGAGCUAAGCAAAGCCUGGUUCUUUUGUGGGCUAGACCUAUAAACUCUGAUAUGCUGUUGGAAAUGUAAGCAUUUUCACCACAACUUCUGAGAACACUUAUCAAUGAGCAGAAGUCUGAAGGUUGACUUAAAUAAAAAAUUUUCUGGUAAGCUCCUAAGCCCGCAGAGGUUAAUCUUCAGACAUUUCUUCUGAGAUACUCCCAACGUAAAACCUGACCUAAAAACAGCAUUCCCGUGUGAGCAUCUCAGAAGGUGAACACGUACGCUCUGGUGGGUCCUUCCUCCUCCAUCCUCCUGCCCCACUCUGGCCUCCCAUGCCGAGGAAUGGGCACACCCUGAGCUCCAGACGCGGCUCCUAUGGCGUCCGGAAUCCAGCUGGC
Messenger RNA from Canis lupus familiaris (dog), 2551 nucleotides. It is a transcript of the gene OR10J5, whose product is annotated as olfactory receptor 10J5. The record is from RefSeq and is a predicted model, not a curated record. Gene Ontology annotation, molecular function: olfactory receptor activity; G protein-coupled receptor activity. Gene Ontology annotation, biological process: G protein-coupled receptor signaling pathway. Bases 1 to 1443 code for a protein of 480 amino acids. Gene Ontology annotation, cellular component: membrane. The transcript has 2 exons. Lineage: Eukaryota; Metazoa; Chordata; Mammalia; Carnivora; Canidae.